This is a messenger RNA of Annulohypoxylon maeteangense, 1844 nucleotides long. RefSeq names its product protein phosphatase methylesterase. The record is from RefSeq and is a predicted model, not a curated record. The transcript is spliced from 3 exons. NCBI's taxonomy places the organism in Eukaryota, Fungi, Ascomycota, Sordariomycetes, Xylariales, Hypoxylaceae. Gene Ontology annotation, molecular function: protein methylesterase activity. Gene Ontology annotation, biological process: protein demethylation. Bases 532 to 1728 code for a protein of 398 amino acids.
AUGUAUGUACCUAGUAGGUAGGUACUACUAGGUAGGUAUGGAGACAAUCAGAUACCUACUAGUAUUGAAAUAGUGGGGUAAUCUGAAAAGAGAGAGGCUUCAGUGUGGGUACCCAGGCAGCUAGGUAGGUAGGUAUGUACCACUACAUGUAGGUAAGGUCCACGGGUAUGAGUGAAGUGUGAUGCUACGCUAGGUACCUACAUUUUGAUCUUUCCCCGCCACAGAGAAAUAGUCGCAACCAUGAUCUUUGUUCUUCCAAUGUUCAACGUUCUUCAUUCGACAUUUUCUACCAAAUACAUACUUCACGUAUACGUCGUCUUUCGUCGCUUUCCCAUACAUUCUGGAAGUGAAAUGUACCAGUUAGUCGAGUUAUGACUUGUACAAAAUUCAUGUGGUCAUUGAUCAACUAUAGCCUUGCGGUUAAGGAGUCUUGAUCCUUAUCUUCUUACCUCUUCCGUUGAUGGGACGAUUGGGCACCUAUCUACAAAAUAAAUACUUCUCGCAUCUGCAGGCACUCAUAAGUUUAUCAUAAUGAGUGACCUUCAGAAAGCUUGGGCCAAGAAUCGCUUGAGCGCUCUUCCUGCCGAGAGUUUCGAUGAAAGGGAAGAAGAAGAGACCGGCCAUGUCCCCGAGCUUCCGGAACAUUUUGACGACGAUUCGUCUUCGGCCUCGUCAGCUUCUUCUACGGGAACCGUUAUCCCAUCUCCGAGCCAAAAUCUAUUUGCUAGACCACAGGGCGCGCCGAGAGGACGGUCUUUACAGCAGAUCCCCUGGACUACCUACUUCGAGAGGGAGUUAUUCCUACAUGACCAAAGUAGUCCUACAAAUCCAACGAUCCAUGCUUACCUCACCUCUCCUGUCGGGAAAGGCCCUCUGUUCGUCAUGCACCAUGGUGCUGGCUCGUCGGGCUUAUCCUUUGCCGUGGUCGGGCAUGAGAUUCGGAAACGCCUUCCGUCCGCUGGCAUCUUAUCGCUCGACGCAAGGGGUCACGGUUCGACCACCACUCCCGACAGCCAAACAGUCGAUCUCAGUCUCGAGACCCUUGCUUCAGAUUUCCUCUCUGUGAUCUUACUGGCCCGGAAGGAGAUGAAAUGGCCAGAGCUGCCACCCAUAAUUUUAGUUGGGCAUUCCCUUGGAGGUGCAGUAGUCACCGAGGUUGCGAAGACAGGAAAACUUGGUAAUGCCGUCCUAGGAUACGUCGUUCUUGAUGUGGUUGAGGGUUCGGCCAUUGAUGCCCUGCAGAGCAUGCACACCUAUCUCUCGACGCGCCCAGCCGGCUUCCCUACCCUAGAAUCAGGGAUCGAUUGGCAUAUACGAACUAGGACGAUUCGCAACUCACUCUCUGCACGCACGAGCGUCCCUGCCUUGCUCAUGCUCCAAAAAAGCCCUGGGGACUCGAGGCCGUGGAAAUGGAGGACGGACCUUGGUGCCACGCAGCCCUUCUGGGAGAACUGGUUUGUGGGGCUGAGUAAAAAAUUCCUCGGGGCAAAGGGCGGGAAGCUAUUACUUCUUGCCGGGACAGACAGAUUAGACACGGAAUUAACAAUCGGUCAAAUGCAAGGAAAAUACUCCUUGCAGAUAUUCCCGGAAGCAGGACAUUUCAUACACGAAGAUUUGCCGGAGAAGACGGCGAUAUCACUCGUGGAUUUUCACAAGCGUAAUGAUAGAAGCGCUUUAGUACUACCCCCUAAGGUGUCCGAUCUUCUCAAACAGGGCAAGAAGGUGUAGUAGUCCGUCGACCAAAUAUAAAUGGGUUAGGGUAGUUCUCGCGAGUGUUCCAUUGACUAAAGAAUCAUGUCCUCUGUAAGAGGAUAUAUUAUCGUGAUCAUUAUUCUACCCUCGCA